Corythoichthys intestinalis (scribbled pipefish) is the source of this 3131-nucleotide messenger RNA. It is a transcript of the gene syt10, whose product is annotated as synaptotagmin X. Gene Ontology annotation, molecular function: SNARE binding; clathrin binding; calcium ion binding. Bases 112 to 1776 code for a protein of 554 amino acids. Gene Ontology annotation, biological process: cellular response to calcium ion; regulation of calcium ion-dependent exocytosis; calcium-ion regulated exocytosis. NCBI's taxonomy places the organism in Eukaryota, Metazoa, Chordata, Actinopteri, Syngnathiformes, Syngnathidae. The transcript has 7 exons. The record is from RefSeq and is a predicted model, not a curated record. Gene Ontology annotation, cellular component: plasma membrane; exocytic vesicle.
GCGCUCACUCGCCUCAAAAGCCCUUCCAUCAGCGCAUCUGCUCUAAGAAUGGACGCAGACGGUUCCGCCGCCCGCCUUCGCCGCGAGGGUGCCCUGUGACCGGUGGGCCAGAUGAACCCCCGGCGUCCGGAUUCGUCCUCCUCCGGCAUGCAAUGGCUUAACCGGAGAGACAUGAGCAUCCGGCGCGGGGACGGCGUCACGCUGUGCCAGAGGGCUCUGCAGAUCGUCACGGACCUUUGCCUGACCGGACAUGUGGAUCUGGAAAAAUGCUCUGAUAUUUUUCCCCUGGAGAGCAGCAGCAUACCAGGUAAAGGACAUGCAGACAUCUCCAUCAGUCUCCUGGCCGUGGUAGUGGGCUUUUGCGGCCUUGCCUUGCUGGUGGUGUCGCUUUUUGUCUUUUGGAAGCUCUGCUGGCCUUUCUGGAGGAGCAAAGCACUGACAGCCAACGGCGGACACGACGGUCUCCAUGUCGCCUUUCCUGACUCGCCUACCCACAAUUCGCCACCCUUGCCUGAUAAAACGUCAGCGUUGGAAGAAAAGAAGCACUGGCCGGAAGCGAAGGCAAACUGCAGGAGCACGGUCAAGCUCCUGGAGGCGGCCAUGAAAAUCAGCCAGACGUCACCAGACAUCCCCGCCGAAGUGCAGACCACCCUGAGGGAGAAGCUGAGCCAUCAGGCCAAGAUCCAGAGGCAGACCACCGAGCCGACGUCAUCCUCGAGGCACAACUCAUUCCGUCGACACCUGCCACGCCAGAUGAACGUCAACAGCUUUGACUUCAGCAUGGACGCCGUGCCUUUCAGACAGUCCUCCACGACAAGUAUCGGCAGAAUCAAACCGGAACUUUACAAGCAGAAGUCCGUGGACUCUGACGGCGAACCCAGAGAACCCAUCGAGACUUGCGGCAAGCUCAGCUUCUCGCUGCGUUACGACUACGAGGAGCAGGCGCUGGUAGUGAAGAUCCUCAAAGGCAUGGAUCUGCCCGCUAAAGACUUCACGGGGACAUCGGACCCUUACGUGAAGAUCUAUCUUCUACCAGAGAGGAAGAAGAAGUUCCAGACGCGAGUCCACCGUAAAAAUCUGAAUCCCACCUUUGACGAAACCUUCUGCUUUCCCGUGGGUUAUGACGAGCUCUGCAAUCGAAAGCUUCACCUGAGCAUCUUCGACUUCGACCGCUUCACUAGCCACGACAUGAUCGGCGAAGUGGUGGUGGACAACCUUUUCGAGCUCUCUGACCUUUCUCGAGAGGCAGUGGUCUGGAAAGAUAUCCAUGCCGCAACCACGGAGACCGUUGACUUAGGGGAGAUCAUGUACUCGCUGUGCUACCUCCCCACAGCGGGGAGGAUGACUCUGACGGUCAUCAAAUGCCGAAACCUCAAAGCCAUGGACAUCACAGGCUCUUCAGAUCCGUAUGUAAAAGUCCACCUGAUUUGUGACGGACGCAGGCUGAAGAAGAGGAAAACAACAACCAAGAAGAGCACACUCAACCCAGUGUACAACGAGGCCAUCAUCUUCGACAUACCCCCGGAAAACGUAGAACAAGUCAGCCUCUCCAUUAUGGUGAUGGAUUACGAUAGGGUCGGACAUAACGAGGUGAUUGGCAUUUGUCGCGCCGGGCCGGAUGCGGAAGGCCUCGGACGGGAUCACUGGAAUGAAAUGUUGGCUUACCCGCGGAAACCCAUCACCCACUGGCAUGCCCUGGGAGAGGGGCCUGGAAGGGGUGCAAGCUUCGAGAGUCAAGGCUCAUGUACAUCACCCAAACCUCCACAGACGCCGUAAGGUAGCGUCAAAGUUGAUAACGGGUUGUAUUAACGUCAAUCCAUUACCUUAAAAAAUUUCUAUCAACUUCAAGACUUUCACAUUCGUUGAUCCUGAUACAUUUUGCCCUCGCUGAUAUUUUCUCUCUGAAAUGUCAGGGCUGCAACGGCUCUGUGCCAGAAAAAAAAACAUUUACAGGGUAAAAAUAUUUCAACGAAAACUGGAUGCAAAAGGGCUGGGUUCUUAUCUCAGAGUAUGCAUCAGUCAACACAAGCAGAUCAGAUCAUUAGACUGCGCGAAUGUAGCAGAUAAAUGUAGCAGACAUACAGUAUGUAAAGAUUGAUCCAAAAAUAUAUUUAUUUUUAUUUAUAUCCAAUGUAACUACUAUUUACUGUAUUUAAAUACUGAUAUUACGAUCAAUGUCAAACUACAAAGUGAUGUGAUGGUUCUGUGCUUUGGUCGCAAAUACAAAUGAACAGUCUAUAUACACAAUACAGAUGUACAGAAAGGUUAAUUCUCAAUGGAUGUUUCAAUGUGGACAAGAUUUAACACGUACAUAAUUCAGAAAAUAGGAACCGUAUGUCAGUCUGACGUCUAAAAAACGAACAAGCAAACAAAAGUUAAUGAAAAAAAUUUCUGCAUCCACUGUUUCGGUCCAGGAUGCUACGGUAAUGUUGGUUAGCGUAGUAUUCAAGUUUGGUGUCUUUGAUCAGCUCAGACAAGAUAAUCUGUUUUGAUCAACUUGUGCAAUUUGUUAUUUUUAAACUUUUUCGACUCUUGUGGAGCAAUGUGGUACUAACAAAAGAGCACUGUGCUAGAUUGCUAGCUUCACAAAUACAUCAAUUCACUUUUUUAUUUGGAAAAAAAAAAAUCCAAUUUGAAGAAAAUAUCAAAUGGGGACAUAUAGGUUAUCAUUUUCUUUGUUUUGUUUUUGUUUUUUUGGCGUGGAAACAAAUGAAUAUGUAUGUACAUUUUUACACAAAGCCAUACAAGUAUUGAUGCAUCUACAAUAAAUGUCUUGUCAGUAAUAUUAAAAAAAGGCUAUGUACUGUUAUGAAACCAUCACAAGCACACUGUACAAUGACGCUUUCUUCUGCACUGCCGUACAUGUUAAAAAUCGAUAUUUUAUUUGUAGCAUGGUUCAUGUUUUAUUUAUGGAAAAUGUUAGUGUUUACACUUGUACAUAAUGAAAAGUAUGUAUGCAUUUCUAUUGUUUCGUGACAGUGGAAUCACGUUUCUCAUGGAUUCUGUACUAAGACGUCACGUCAUGUCAUGAUCAGUUUGUGAUAACUUUUGUAUUUCAAAGUCCAAAUUUGUACUAUCAUCACUGUAUAAAUUUCAUAAGCAUUUCAACAAAAUAAACCAACAUUUUACAU